AUGAUAUAUAUGUAUAAGAAUUUAAAUGCUGGAACAAUUGAUCUAAAACAAAAAUUAACAAUAAGCCUUUUGCAAGGCUUAGUUGAUAAAAACGAAGAAAUAAAAAACUUAUUAAUACAAUUCUGGUAUGAACAACCAGAAUUCUCACAAGACACACAAACAACAUUAAAAAAUACAAUCGGGGCAUUGUAUUAUGCUGAAAUUGAACAACUGUUUUUAAAUUACUCAUGUUUGCUAUUGCUCGAGCGUUCAAAAAAAAGCAUUGAAUAUAAACGAGCUUUAUUUCAAGAACCUUUACCACAAUCCAAAUUCGAUGAAAAUUAUGAGGACAUUGACACUUCUUGGGAAAUGAGCAACACAAUGACUCCUUUAUUU
This is a messenger RNA of Entrophospora sp. SA101, 375 nucleotides long. The record is from the annotation of a GenBank genome assembly. NCBI's taxonomy places the organism in Eukaryota, Fungi, Glomeromycota, Glomeromycetes, Entrophosporales, Entrophosporaceae.